Molecule: messenger RNA, 900 nt
Organism: Penicillium robsamsonii
Lineage: Eukaryota; Fungi; Ascomycota; Eurotiomycetes; Eurotiales; Aspergillaceae
Product: DODA-type extradiol aromatic ring-opening family dioxygenase
Exons: 5
Coding region: 1-900 (299 amino acids)
Molecular function (GO): ferrous iron binding; zinc ion binding; oxidoreductase activity, acting on single donors with incorporation of molecular oxygen
Source: RefSeq, a predicted model, not a curated record
AUGUCUUCCACUUUUGAGUCUUCUCAAUCUCUUCCCACUUAUUUUAUUGGGCAUGCCGGUGUGGGCCUUUUGUUUGAUGAUCGACCUCGAAAUGAAAUUGUUCAGGCCAACUUGAGGGAUAUCGGGGAAGAGAUCUUGUCUCUAUCACCGCGUCCCAAAGCUGUUGUAAUCUUUAGUGGACAUUUUGAGGCAGGAGAGAUUCAUGGACCCGGGGUAAUUGAAGUGAAUGUCAAAAAUGGGACACAUAUUCAACAUGACUUUGUCAACGAUUUUCACGAUUCUAAACCGUUCGUCUAUGAAUACGACUGGCCCCAUCAGGACGCACCUGAGCUAGCCGCACAGCUAUGGGAGCACCUACGGAAGGCAGGAUUCAAGGCCAAACGCGUGGAGCGAGGAAUGGAUCAUGGCGUCUGGGUGCCUUUCAAGGUCAUGUUUCCUGAUGAGAAACCGCUGGACAUACCCGUAAUCCAAAUUUCUACGUUCCAUGGCUAUGACCUUGAGAGUCAAAUUCGUCUGGGUCAGGCGUUGCAGUCGUUACGAUAUGACGGUUAUCUCAUUGUAGGUUCGGGCAUGGCUGUUCACUCGUUCACCUCGAUCGAUGAGAUUAUAAAUGCUCCGACAGAGGAGGAGAGGGAAGCCACCCGGGCCAAGGUCCUUAAAGAAUCCACAGUUUUUGACACCCGCCUGAGAGCAGCAGUGACAAAGAAAGAUGGCAAGGAGAGGAAUGAAGCUCUGUUGAAGCUGGAGGCUUUGUACGAGUUCAAACGCUCUCAUCCGACUGUCGAGCACUUUACGCCACUUCUGGUUGCUGCCGCUGCAGCUGGAGAUGCCGAAGUGGAAACACUAGGCGCGGACGUGGUCGACCCAGGGUUUUCUUAUCUCAAUCUACGCUUUGCCUAG